This is a messenger RNA of Puntigrus tetrazona (Sumatra barb), 1412 nucleotides long. RefSeq names its product rho-related GTP-binding protein RhoB. Gene Ontology annotation, biological process: small GTPase-mediated signal transduction. The record is from RefSeq and is a predicted model, not a curated record. The coding region runs from base 74 to 664 and encodes 196 amino acids. Lineage: Eukaryota; Metazoa; Chordata; Actinopteri; Cypriniformes; Cyprinidae. Gene Ontology annotation, molecular function: GTPase activity; GTP binding. The transcript has a single exon.
ACAUCAUGUUUAAUACUUCUGCCUGCGCAGUUGAACGUGUUUUUUCCGCUACAUUUAGGUCGUGUAACACUUGAUGGCGAGUAUUCGCAAAAAGCUGGUGGUGGUUGGUGACGGGGCAUGUGGGAAAACUUGUCUAUUAAUCGUUUUCAGCAAAGAUGAAUUUCCAGAAGUUUACGUGCCCACCGUUUUUGAAAACUACGUCGCGGACAUUGACGUGGACUCCAAACGCGUUCAGCUGGCUUUAUGGGACACGGCAGGACAGGAGGACUACGACCGAUUGAGACCUUUGUCUUAUCCGGAUACUGAUGUCAUUCUCAUGUGCUUCUCCGUGGACAGCCCGGACUCUCUGGAAAACAUUCCAGAAAAAUGGUUGCCGGAAGUUAAACACUUCUGUCCUAAUGUGCCCAUAAUUUUGGUGGCGAAUAAGAAAGACUUGCGGUGCGAUGACAAUGUGAGAAGCGAGCUGUCGAGAAUGAAACAGGAACCAGUGAGAACGGAGGACGGACGCGCCAUGGCUGCUCGCAUCGGAGCACAUGACUACAUGGAGUGCUCUUCCAAAACCAAAGACGGGGUUAGGGAAGUGUUUGAGACCGCUACUCGAGCAUCUUUACAGAAGAGACCAAGACCACCCGUUGGCUGUUUGAACUGUUGCCGACUGAUGUGAUUUGUCUUAAAUAAACCGUUGACACAAAGGUGAGGGUUCUCGGGACACACCUCACGAAAAGAUUGCUUUUUCGCAUCCCAUCAAAAACGACGCCUUGCUCGUAACUGCAUAUAGGCCCAUUCAGGCUGGGCGCUGGAUAAACCUUUGCUGAAUUAUGUUAAUGGACUAAGGACUGUGGCACACGGCGUACCGAUAGGUUUCACAGCUUAACCUUGUAGACUUGGCACUUUUUUCUUAUUUGAGUAGAGGAUUUUUAUUUGAUUCUUUGAUUAUGCUGAAUUGAAUGAUUAAAAAAAAACAGAAAGCAACUGAUGUAUUUAUCAUGUCCAUUGUGAUGUUGUUGUCUAUUAAUUAAUUAAAAUACACUUUGCUCUGUUUUGCCAACAACUGUUUUAGGUGUAAUAAAUUACAGUUUUAACCAAAUAGUUGCCUCUCUUAACGUUUAAAUAUUACAUCAUAAGAGAAUUAAUGUUUCAGGGAAUGAAUCAGAACUGCUGAAGACACCCAUUUUUAAUGUUUAUUUGGUCUGACAGAGUUUAUUAAAUGUAUUGGACAGGCCUCAAAGGCCUUUUGUUUUCAUUUCAAUAAAUUUGCAACUAAUUAUGGGAAGAUUCAUAGACAUAAGGUAAAGCAGUGUGAAUACAUGAGUGGCUUUGCUUGCAAAUGAAGCAAAUAAGAACAUUUCACUUCAUGUCGUACCAUGUAUGUAUGUGUAUGUGACAAAUAAAAUUUGAAUUUGAAUUUGAAA